CAGAUACAGCAAGCGGCAUCAUUUUGUCGGGGAAAAAAACGAAACAAGCCUAGUCAUGGAGUUCAUUAGAAAGAACCAUUUCUAUGCCAUUGACACAUGGUUAAACUCUGCAGUGGAUAAACUAUUUGGAGAGAGAGAUCCGAGAACACGAGGUUGGCUGCUACUGGACUCCUGCACACCCACUCUGGUCCUUACUUUCAUCUACCUCCUGAUAGUCUACUUGGGACCAAAGUACAUGAAGAACAAGAUGGCUUACACUCUGAAGAAUGUAUUGCUAUUGUACAACUUUGGUGUCACCAUGCUGUCCUUCUACAUGUUGGUGGAGCUUAUUUCAGCAACCUGGUCGGCAGGCUACAACCUAAAAUGUCAAGGGCUGUUUGAUGGCGGGGAGGGUGACAUCAGGGUAGCAAAAGUGUUGUGGUGGUACUACUUCUCUAAGCUGAUUGAGUUUCUUGACACCAUCUUCUUCAUACUAAGAAAGAAGAACAAUCAGAUCACCUUUUUGCAUGUGUAUCACCAUGCCUCCAUGUUUAACAUCUGGUGGUGUGUUCUUAACUGGAUCCCCUGUGGACAGAGUUUCUUUGGACCCACACUGAAUAGCUUCAUCCAUGUGCUGAUGUAUUCAUACUACAGCUUGUCCAUCAUUCCGUCCAUGCAAAAGUACUUGUGGUGGAAACGCUAUCUCACACAAGCCCAGCUGGUUCAGUUUAUAUUAACUAUCACACACACAUUAAGUGCAGUGGUUUUCCCAUGUGGUUUUCCUUUGGGCUGCCUGUUCUUUCAAUCCAGCUAUAUGGUUACACUUGUUAUCUUGUUCAUCAACUUUUACAUGCAGACAUACAGAAACAAGCCAGCCAGAGAUGACGAAGCUAGGGAGAUGACAAGAAACCACAUAAACGGCAUCUCGUCCUGGGUGAAUGGAGCUAAACAUAAGCUGCAGUGA
Messenger RNA from Neoarius graeffei (lesser salmon catfish), 943 nucleotides. It is a transcript of the gene elovl2, whose product is annotated as ELOVL fatty acid elongase 2. Gene Ontology annotation, cellular component: endoplasmic reticulum membrane; endoplasmic reticulum. Gene Ontology annotation, molecular function: fatty acid elongase activity. The record is from RefSeq and is a predicted model, not a curated record. The transcript has 8 exons. Bases 56 to 943 code for a protein of 295 amino acids. Lineage: Eukaryota; Metazoa; Chordata; Actinopteri; Siluriformes; Ariidae. Gene Ontology annotation, biological process: fatty acid elongation, monounsaturated fatty acid; fatty acid elongation, saturated fatty acid; sphingolipid biosynthetic process.